AUGGAAGAAGAUGGAAAGAAGAAGAAAGUACCGGACUGGGCGUGGUCGGCGCACGUGCAAACUCAUGCAUGCGAUACCUACCGGGUGCCGCAGUGCAGCGUUGCAGGCAGACGGCCUAUGGAGGCUGGCCCAGCCGAGAACCAGUUUGGACCAGUACUCGAUUUGAACCCGCAACUCACCCGUAGUGCUCCACCUAGUCAAAACACGUUCAAAGAGGGCGGGCGGCCGCGCGCCCAACACGUCCAAAUACCGAAGCACGAACUGGAGCGGUCGGUUUGUUUUGAAAUGUCCGGAGCGCUCGCGAGCCACUCGUUUCUUAUCACGCCGCCGACGCUGGGAAAGAACCGAUUUCCCGCCGAGCUCGCGUGCGCAGCUGGGAUCUUCGAAAUUUAUACGUGCCACCGAUACCGAUUGCGUUUUAGGCAGAAGGUGUUAAAGAAGCAGGUCGUUCACCGGAUGUCAAGCUACAUCAGACAUCCAGAAAAAACAUUG
Molecule: messenger RNA, 492 nt
Organism: Iphiclides podalirius (scarce swallowtail)
Lineage: Eukaryota; Metazoa; Arthropoda; Insecta; Lepidoptera; Papilionidae
Source: the annotation of a GenBank genome assembly